CCCCGCUAGCACACACGCGCCACACUUAUCUUCCCAACCCACAUCUUCGGACCUUCCUCCUCUUUGCUUAUAUCACUAGCUUUGUUCUUCCUCCACUUCAAUCCUGCCUAUCAAGAGCUAGCUGAUCGAGCUAGCGCGUGGGAUAUACAGUAGCUAGCUAGCUCGUCGUGGUCUUUCUUGUACGUGUAAGGUAGCACAUGGCUGCAUGGAUGAUUGCGCGGCGUGCAGCAAGGAGGCUCGCCGGGGAGCUGAGCAGAGGCGGGCCCAGGACGUGGUCCCAGCUGGCCUCGCCGACGGGGCCAGCUCCGGCGUGGAACCGCCGUGGGUUCUGCUCUGUCCGGCGCUUCGCCGGAGACAGCGCCGCCGCCGCCGCCGAUGCCGAGGAGGAAGACGAGCCGGACAACGGCCGGUCCGCCGGUCGCGAUCAGGUGGACUUCCCAGGAGGAAAGAUUUCAUUUGUUGGUGAAAUGAAUUUUCUACCGGAGUCGCAGAGGGAAAGGAUCAAUUGUUACCGUGUUCUUGACGAUGACGGCGGGACUAUAUACGGCAGUAGAUUCCGAGAGGUCAGUAAGGAGUUGGCUCUGAAGAUGUACAAUGACAUGGUCACCCUCCAGAUCAUGGAUACAAUCUUCUAUGAAGCUCAGAGGCAGGGAAGGAUCUCAUUCUAUCUCACUUCCAACGGUGAAGAGGCAAUCAACAUAGCUUCUGCUGCCGCGCUUACUGCCGACGACAUUGUACUACCUCAGUACAGGGAGCCUGGUGUUCUUCUAUGGCGUGGUUUCACGCUGCAAGAAUUUGCAAAUCAAUGCUUUGGGAAUAAGUUGGAUUAUGGUAAAGGGAGGCAGAUGCCGAUACAUUACGGAUCAAAUCGUCUGAACUAUUUCACAGUUUCAUCGCCUAUUGCUACGCAGCUCCCUCAGGCUGUUGGAGCUGCCUACUCCCUGAAGAUGGACAAGAAGGACGCAUGUGCCAUCACCUAUUUCGGCGACGGUGGCACAAGCGAGGGAGACUUCCAUGCGGGGCUCAACUUUGCUGCUGUCACGGAAGCACCAGUGAUCUUCUUCUGCCGCAAUAAUGGCUGGGCAAUCAGCACCCCAACUACUGAACAAUUCAGAAGUGAUGGAAUUGUUACACGUGGUCAGGCUUAUGGAAUCCGCAGUACCCGAAUAGACGGCAACGAUGCUCUUGCUGUGUACAGUGCAGUUCGCACAGCCCGGGAAAUGGCUAUAACUGAAGGAAGGCCCAUCCUAAUCGAGGCGAUGACUUACCGAGUCGGCCAUCACUCGACGUCCGAUGAUUCAACCAAGUACAGGCCGGCUGAUGAGAUCGAGCAUUGGCGAACAGCGAGGGAUCCCAUCUCCAGGUACAGAAAAUGGGUUCAGGGCAAUGGUUGGUGGUGUGACGCUGAAGAAUCUGAACUCAGGAACAAAGUGAGACAAGAGCUUCUGCAAGCCAUUCAGGUGGCGGAGAGAAUGCCGAAACCCCGGCUCACAGAGCUAUUCAGCGAUGUUUACGAUCAAAUUCCUUCCAACCUUCGCGAGCAAGAGCGAUCGCUGCUGGAUACGAUAAACAAACAUCCUGCAGAUUAUCCAGCUGAUGUACCUGUCUAGUCCUACUGACCUUAGGUCUGCAAUGUUACUGUAAGUAAUUAUGGAUGAUGAUUUAGGUACAUAGAAUCAUAUUGUUAUAAUUCGGAUUAUUAAAAUAAAAGAUAACAAGUGAAUUACCGAUCCAACAAGCCGUGAAACCAAUACAUAUUGUUGUACUAGUACUCUAUUUAGGGCCGGGCCUUCAUGUUGAAGCCCAAGCGUGUAUCGAGCGGAAGCUGA
Brachypodium distachyon (stiff brome) is the source of this 1829-nucleotide messenger RNA. Its product is annotated as 2-oxoisovalerate dehydrogenase subunit alpha 2, mitochondrial. NCBI's taxonomy places the organism in Eukaryota, Viridiplantae, Streptophyta, Magnoliopsida, Poales, Poaceae. Bases 198 to 1610 code for a protein of 470 amino acids. The transcript has 9 exons. Gene Ontology annotation, biological process: branched-chain amino acid catabolic process. Gene Ontology annotation, molecular function: oxidoreductase activity, acting on the aldehyde or oxo group of donors, disulfide as acceptor. The record is from RefSeq and is a predicted model, not a curated record.